Messenger RNA from Lathyrus sativus (Indian pea), 1098 nucleotides. Lineage: Eukaryota; Viridiplantae; Streptophyta; Magnoliopsida; Fabales; Fabaceae. The record is from the annotation of a GenBank genome assembly.
AUGAAAGACGUGAAACGACACUCGCUGGAAUCGUCUUUCUCGCGAGUUGAGGCGGUUAAGAAAUUGGAAAAUGUUCAGCGGAGAAGGUUGAAAAUUCGGCGAAUGAAGUAUAGCUGCCAAGCGAAGAUCCACGUCGGAGAUGACUCUGCCGGUGGGGAGGAAAAGGAGUUUCAUGAAUCGGUUGAGAUAUCUCUGUCGUUGGCGAGCUCGUCGUCGUCAUCGGAGGAAGAGGAUCGGGCGUCGAAGCGGAAUGAUGAAGAUGAAGUUAUAUCUUACGGUUCGGUGUCGGUGAUAGGGUGCAGGAAGGAAAUGGAGGAUGCGGUGAGUGUUGAGAAAGGUUUUACGGUGAAAGAAAAUCAGAAGUGUGAUUUCUUUGCUGUUUAUGAUGGUCACGGUGGAGCUCAGGUGGCGGAGGUUUGUAGAGAGAGGUUGCAUCAGGUUGUGGCGGAGGAGGUGGAGAGAUGUGGAAAUGACGUGGAAUGGGACUGGGAGAGAGUGAUGGAAGGGUGUUUUGGUAAAAUGGAUAGAGAGAUUGCGGGUAAUGCAGCGGUUAGGACUGUGGGGACCACGGCUGUUGUGGCAGUUCUGGCAACGAGGGAGAUUGUUGUUGCAAAUUGCGGUGAUUCUAGGGCGGUUAUGGGAAGAGGCGGCGAAGCUGUGGAGUUGUCGAGUGAUCAUAAGCCAGAGAGACCCGAUGAGUUGAUGCGGAUAGAAGAAGCUGGCGGAAGAGUCAUAAACUGGAAUGGCCACCGCGUUCUUGGUGUUCUUGCCACUUCACGAUCUAUAGGAGAUGAGUAUCUUCGACCAUAUGUGAUAUCAAAACCUGAAGUAACUGUAACAAAGAGAAGCAGUGAUGAUGAAUUUCUGAUACUAGCAAGUGAUGGUUUAUGGGGUGUGAUGUCCAGUGAAAUUGCGUGCCAAGUUGUAAGGAAAUGCUUCAAAGGGAAAAUAAGGAGAGUUUGUGAUGGGGUUGGGAAUCAGACUAGUCGUGCUGCUGAAGCUGCAGCAUUAUUGUCUGAGAUAGCAUUGGCAAAGGGUAGCAGAGAUAAUACCAGUGUUAUAGUUGUUGACCUAAGAGGAACAUUAACAUCUAGUUGA